AUGAUACGCUCUAUUCUACACAAAGCUACCAAAAAUGAUAACACCCCUGCUGUGGAUUUAUCCAGCGAAGUGGGUUUUUUCGCUAAUAAUACCAUUUGCAGGAUGUCAGUUGGGAAGAAAUGCACUAAAGCUGAUCUGGGUGGAAAAGAAUUCAAGGAAGUUUUGGAGGAUGUUCUUCCUCUUACUGGUGACUUUCAGUACAGCGAUUGCAUCCCUCUCUUGCGUUGGCUUGAUUCGCAGAGCAAUAGGCGAAGGCAAGCAGAGCUUACUGAGAUUUUUUUUGUGUUUCUGGGGCGAUUUGUGGUUGAACACAUUGAAAGAAGGAAGAAUUACAGUGCUUUGCAGUGUGAAGAUUUUGUUGAUCUGCUGCUUUCUUUGUCUAGAGGUGAAUCCAUGGAGAUCAAAAUUACAAGAGAACACAUCAAGAAAAUUGCUUUUGACUUAAUAUCUGCAACCACAGAUACUUCAGGGGGUACACUGGAAUGGGCAAUGUCAGAAUUGCUUAGAAAUCCCUGGAGAGGAUGCCCUGGAACUAAUUUGGGUAUGUCCCUUGUCCAGCUUGGCCUUGCACAACUAUUACAUUGCUUCAAUUGGAGUCUUCCUCAAGGUAUAACUCCAGAGAACCUGGAUAUGUCAGAAGUAUAUGGAGUUACCAUGCCAAGGGCAGGUCAUCUCCUUGCCAUUCCAACUCUCCGCCUUCUUCUGGAACUCUACGAACCAAAACCCUAA
Messenger RNA from Cryptomeria japonica (Japanese cedar), 729 nucleotides. RefSeq names its product cytochrome P450 71AU50. The transcript has 3 exons. NCBI's taxonomy places the organism in Eukaryota, Viridiplantae, Streptophyta, Pinopsida, Cupressales, Cupressaceae. The record is from RefSeq and is a predicted model, not a curated record. Bases 1 to 729 code for a protein of 242 amino acids. Gene Ontology annotation, molecular function: oxidoreductase activity, acting on paired donors, with incorporation or reduction of molecular oxygen; monooxygenase activity; iron ion binding.